UCUCUCUGGUAUGACGCACUCAUAAGUCACAAAUACGAAAAGAAUAUGGCGACGAUCGUCUUGUAGCAGUGUGAUCCAUUAACUAUCUUGAGUAUCAAAUAGUGAAGCGUUGACAGUCAAAGAAACACAAGAAGCAAUGAGCUUCUUUAGCAAGGUCUUUGGCGGCAAGAAAGAGCCAGCUGCUCCUUCGACAGCCGAAGCGAUUCAAAAACUGCGCGAGACAGAGGAUAUGCUAAUAAAAAAACAGGAAUUCCUGGAGAGCAAGAUAGACAAUGAGAUGUUAGUAGCUAAAAAGAACGCAUCAAAGAACAAGCGAGCUGCUAUUCAAGCACUCAAAAGAAAGAAACGAUAUGAGAAACAGCUGCAACAAAUCGACGGUACAUUGUCUACUAUUGAAAUGCAGAGAGAAGCAUUGGAGAGUGCAAACACGAAUACUGCUGUCCUUACUACUAUGAAGGGUGCUGCAGAUGCGAUGAAAGCUGCACACCAACACAUGGAUGUUGAUCAAGUACACGAUAUGAUGGAUGAUAUAGCAGAACAACAAGAUGUAGCUAGAGAAAUUUCUGAUGCAAUAUCUAAUCCAGUAGCAUUUGGUCAAGAUGCUGAUGAAGAUGAGUUAGAGAGGGAGUUAGAAGAACUUCAACAAGAACAACUUGACAAAGAGUUGCUUGGUAUUGAUGAUACAACAACAGAUGAACUGCCAGCAGUACCAACUUUAGUUCCUGCUGUACCAAGCAAGAGUCGUACAAAAGCUAAAGCGGCAGAGGAUGAUGAUGAUUUGAAAGACUUAGAAGCAUGGGCAUCGUAAAGUGAUACUAGAACGAAUGUUGAAAUCAAAGAAAACAAGAUAUUUUAAAAUAAAUGUAAAUUGGAGGGAUAUUAUUAUUAUCAUGCGUAAUAUACUUUAUAUUGCAUAUAAUUUACUAAGUGAAUUUUCUAAUAUAAACUUGCAGUGUUUAGCUUCUUAAGCACAACUUAUAAAUAGUAUUAGAAUUAAUAAUUAAUAUUUAAACUUUAGUAGAAAUUGUAUCACUGACAUUUUUAUGCUAUAGUAAAUAUUAAAGAUUUAAUAUAAUAAUAUAUUAAA
Messenger RNA from Odontomachus brunneus, 1087 nucleotides. RefSeq names its product charged multivesicular body protein 4b (gene shrb). Gene Ontology annotation, biological process: vesicle budding from membrane; late endosome to vacuole transport via multivesicular body sorting pathway. Gene Ontology annotation, cellular component: ESCRT III complex; cytoplasmic side of plasma membrane; multivesicular body. The transcript has 4 exons. NCBI's taxonomy places the organism in Eukaryota, Metazoa, Arthropoda, Insecta, Hymenoptera, Formicidae. The coding region runs from base 137 to 808 and encodes 223 amino acids. The record is from RefSeq and is a predicted model, not a curated record.